CCGCGGAGCGCGCGACAUGGCUGCCGGGGCUGGACCCGCCGGCGUACCUCGACGGCACGCUGCCUGGUGACUACGGGUUUGAUCCCCUGGGGCUCGGGGAGCAGCCUGAGGACUUGAAGUGGUACGUCCAGGCGGAGCUCGUGCACUGCCGGUUCGCCAUGGCAGGGGUUGCCGGCAUCCUUGGAACCGAUUUGAUCCGUGUAUCAGGACUCGGCAACCUACCCGUGUGGUUUGAAGCAGGUGCCACGAAAUUUGACUUUGCCAACACCACAGCACUCUUCUUUGUCCAGCUUCUCUUGAUGGGAUUUGUCGAAACCAAGAGGUACAUGGACUUCGUUAAUCCAGGAUCACAAGCAAAGGAAGGGACAUUCCUUGGGAUAGAAGCUUCACUCGAAGGUUUACAGCCAGGAUACCCUGGGGGGCCACUAUUUAACCCAAUGGGACUCGCCAAAGAUAUAGAGAAUGCGAAUGAAGUGAAGCUGAAAGAAAUAAAGAAUGGGAGGUUGGCAAUGGUUGCUAUGCUUGGAUUUAUUGUGCAAGCGUCUGUGACUCAUGCUGGGCCCAUCGAGAAUCUUUUGACACAUCUUUCAGACCCGUUCAACAAAAAUAUCAUUCAUGCACUAACCUUGUCUUGAAAAUUCACUGUCUCGAAAUUUCGUUUAUUUUUCCUUUUUUCCAUCUAAUAAAGGUGUAGCACAUCAGAUCACAAUGGUCUCUUACAGGAAGCGCAAUUCUUCUCAGCCCCCUCUUUGUAAGGCUCUAUCGGUAACGAAAACUGAAUAUGAAACUUCUGUGGGAGGAACUGUAAAAAACUCAGUACACAGUUGCCACUACAGGUGGGGUGACAAAUUGAUUUUCUUCAAAUGCAAACAAGAUACAGUGAUAGUUUAUAUCGA
This is a messenger RNA of Triticum aestivum (bread wheat), 896 nucleotides long. RefSeq names its product photosystem I chlorophyll a/b-binding protein 5, chloroplastic. Gene Ontology annotation, cellular component: membrane. Lineage: Eukaryota; Viridiplantae; Streptophyta; Magnoliopsida; Poales; Poaceae. Gene Ontology annotation, biological process: photosynthesis, light harvesting. The record is from RefSeq and is a predicted model, not a curated record.